CCCGGAUGUUGUAUAAUAUAGUUGCCCAGCAGCCGAUUUUAGUCGAAAACUUGAAAAGGACAGAAAAAAGUAAUAUUUCUAUGGUGCAUCUUUUGAUACCUCGUAUAUAGAGGACAAAAUAUUUAUUGGAUUCGCACAAAAGUAAAUUACAUAUGUUGGUUCUGACUGGCAGGUUAGAAUCUGAAGAUGGCAAGUUCUGAUGUUGUCGCAAAUUGGCAGCUAGCUCUUCCUGAUGGAGUACAUGUCAUUCAAUUUGAACAUGGCACAACUUCAGGCAAACGGGUCAUUAAAGUAGAUGGAAAGGAACUGAUGAGAAAAGACUGGAUGUUCAAACUAGUGGGAAGAGAACAAUUUGAUAUUGGUAAAGCAAAGUGUAUCAUAAGUAUAGAAGCUGUGAGUGGGUUUGCCUAUGAAUACACAUUGGAUGUGAAUGGAAAACCAUUGCAGAAGUUUCGGGAAAAUCAAAGAAAAAUACAAAAGGCUUGGAAUGUCAUUGUAGAUGGAGAAAUCAAAAGAAUAUGUCUAGAAAAGGACACCUUAGAUGUUUGGAUGGCUGACAAAAUGGUUGAAACACGAGGAGAAUUUACAGAUACUGGAGUGGAGACCCAUUUCUACAUUAAUGAAAGAAUGGUUGGCAGAAUAGUAGCCACAAGCAGUGGCAGGAAGAGUAAAGGAAUUAUACACACACUCUAUGUCAAUGACGAUGAAAUUACGGAGGCUACAAAUGAAUAGCCUUAUCAGCAGUAUGUGUAUCAGCAUUGCUUAUUUCAUCACCCCCUGAAUGUUGCUCAUGCCAUUAAUGAAACUCAGCUCAUGAAUUCGAAAUGGACGAAGUAACAUAAUAUUAAGUUGCUCUAAUUAUAUCUUAAAGUUAAGUUUUAAUAUCUUUUAAUAUUCUAUAGUGAACAGUGCCCAUAGAAAAUGAAAAUAUUUCUUUUCGGUUUUAAAAUAUCAACAGCUUAAAAAUUGUAAAAUCAAAUUAUAAAUCUAAAUGUACAGAAUAUUAAGAAGAAAAAAAAUUAAAUGAAAACUUGUCUCUGUAAAAGGGAAGUAUAGUUUUAAGUCACUUGGGACAAAGUCUAUAAGUGAUCUAAUGUGAUCCCCUUUUGUCCGUUGUUGUCCAUAGUGCAGUGUGUGUCAUGCAUCGUGCGUCUAAACAAUUCUCAUUUUCAACUUCUACAUGUAAGAAACCCAGAGCCAUGCAUUUUUAAUGACAUUUUGCAGAAACCUUCCAUGAACAAAGGUCAAGCAAGCAUGUGAGGCCUGAGGGUUAGGACAAAAAUGGGUCAGAUUGACUGAUAUGUCUUCUCAAAACCCAAAUAAAGUAGAAUUAAAAUUGUGGAUUUCAUGUGGCUGGCAGGGUCUCAGCUUUCCCCCUGGGGAGGGUGUAAAAUUUACAAUAGUUUUGUAGUGAUGUAAUGAUGUAUGAGUGAUCUGAUGAUGAUGAUGAUGACAACGUCAACGACGAUGAGAGUCUUGAAUGAAAAAUUAAAUCAGAUAUAUAUA
Molecule: messenger RNA, 1506 nt
Organism: Pecten maximus
Lineage: Eukaryota; Metazoa; Mollusca; Bivalvia; Pectinida; Pectinidae
Product: fas apoptotic inhibitory molecule 1-like
Exons: 5
Coding region: 187-732 (181 amino acids)
Biological process (GO): canonical NF-kappaB signal transduction; positive regulation of neurogenesis; negative regulation of extrinsic apoptotic signaling pathway via death domain receptors
Source: RefSeq, a predicted model, not a curated record